CCGCAGCUAGUACUCCCCCUAUCUUAGUCUCCGGUUAAUCUCUCUCCACUAGUAUACUUGCUCUUCGAACGAGCGUCUCAGUGACUCACCAUGACCAGUCCAUCCUCGACUCUCGAUCCUACGCUCAAUUUCGGAUCUCGCCUCUCUGCCUCUCGAUACGCCAUGACUUGUGCCCUCACAAUCGCAGCAUGGGAUACACUUGUCUUGACGUCCCGUACCUGGCAUGUCACCAGAACAAAAGAAUGGCCUCCCGUGAAAAUCGUACUUCUCAUAUUGCGAUACCUCAUGCCAAUAGAAUAUAUCAUCCUUGGAGUGAUACACUUCAAACGGUCCAUCCAACCUUCAACCUGUAACCGUAUCACCCCUCUCGAACCCAUCAUGACUGCAUCCCUCCUUCUCCUCUCAUCCUUUGCUCUAGUCCUAAUCAUCACAUCCUCUCCUUCCCCCAACUCGUCUAGGAUGUCUCAAUCCCCAAAUCUCACUACCACCAACCAUCCUAUCACUAACACAAUAAUCCCAACCAUUAAUCCCUCCCCAACUCCUAUCACCCCUUCCCAACGUUUCAAAUCCUGCUUCAACACCCGCCUCAAACUGACAUUUUCCUCUCUCUUCGUCCUCCAACUCAUCUCCCACAUCGCCGGAGCGAUAUCCUUCCAGAACAUAAACGUAGGCCGAGGUAAAGGGUGUAUCUCAGGUUUGGGGAAGGGCCGAACUUGGGCUGGGAUAUUUUAUUUGGGCGCAACGCUCGUCUAUUUGGGUGCUUUUGCGUGGGUCGUGAGAGGAUCGGUGGCCAGCUUGAAAAAGCGGCCGAUGAGCCUUUGGAAGGUUUUUGUGAGAGAUUCGUUAGGCCUGUACGGGACGAUAGCUUUUGCAAACCUUACCAAUACCCUUUUCGUCUUCAUCGCUACGCCUAGGGAUAACACGGAUCCUAUCAGAACGGUAACCUCUUCUUUAUCGACGGCCCUCACCGUCACUGCAACGAUGCGCAUCGUAUUGAGUCGGACGUCCAGAGAUGGGACUAUCCAUCUUGACUACAGUCACCCCAGUUAUAGUAGCCGCUCUGCCGGGACUGGGACGGGAACGGGGACAGGAGCGGGGACAGGAAUGGGAAUGGGAAUGGGGACGGGAACGGGAACGGGGACGGAAGUAAGCCGAAGGAGAUCUUCCUUUAAAAAGGGCCACAUCGACAAUAAUGCCAGCCGCCGCCAAGCGGACAGAAUCUCUCUCGGUAGCAUUCACGGCGGUGUCACCAGGUCGGGUAGCGGGAGGAGUAGCGUCGAUUCGAACAUGACGACCAAUUCCAUACUGAUCAUAGAGCCCGAUCACACGAUUCAAACGACUCAUCUACCAUCGUCUCCGCACCUUGUGAUCCCUAAUGGCUCUAAACACAAUCUGCCUUCGUCAAUAAGAACUUCAACGAGAACGAGAACGCCAACGCCGAAUAAUACUCGUUCUCGCGCCCGUUCUGCUUCGCCGAGAUCCCAAUUGACUAGUAAUGGCUUACGCACACCUCCACUAUCGCCACGCUCUCAAGUGGACAUAUCCCUCUUUCCCCCUCCCCCCACCCACAUAUCUCAACAUUACCCUCAGACACCACAACACAACGCCAGUCCCAGAAAGAACAUCGAUGGUACGGGUACCACUGCCGCCCAACAACAACAACACCAACAAUCAUCACAACCAUCCCAAUCCAUUUAUGCUUAUACUCGCGACGACAUGAUCAUUAAGCGCCUCUCAUCGAAACCGGCAUCCCAUUCUCAUCCUCUCUCUAUCCCCUUGUCCAUUCCCAUUCCCACUCGAGCUCGAGCUCAUCAAACUCGUGUCGUCGUCAAGGACAGAAGUCUAAAUCGAGACCGAGACCGAGACCGCGGACACCCGCUACUUGCGCUCUCCAGCAAGGAUCCCUUGACGAGCGAUAAUAUAUCUCGAAUCGCACCGGGGAGCAGCUGAGAAGGGAAGAAGGGAGAUUUGGGACAUGACUUGAGAUUCAAAACGACCGUCCCUCCCCCUCCCCUCCUAUCUCAUCCGUAUACCCAACCCUCUUGCACAACUGCCCACCCACACACCA
Molecule: messenger RNA, 2068 nt
Organism: Cantharellus anzutake
Lineage: Eukaryota; Fungi; Basidiomycota; Agaricomycetes; Cantharellales; Hydnaceae
Exons: 4
Coding region: 91-1950 (619 amino acids)
Source: RefSeq, a predicted model, not a curated record